AUGAUAAAUGAUGAUCAACUUCAAAUUUGUCUUUAUCAUCCUCAUCCAAAUCAAUCUCAUCGAUAUACACGUCAAAUAAUUCGAAUAACUAAUCAAACAACAUGUCGAGAAGUUUUAACACAUUAUAUACCGGAACCAAAUACAGCUCGACUUGUUGAAACAUGUCUUGGAUUUGAACGAGAGAUUCCACCGGGUGAUUGUUUAUUCGAUGUAAUUACUCGCAAUCAAGCCAUUGAAGAAUUCAAAAUUGUUGUACGACGUUUACACGACAACAACAACAACAACAAUAACCAUAAUCAUCAUCAUCAUCAUCGACGACGAACAACGAUGCGUUCUCCAACUCUAAAUAAUAAUAAUUCAUCACCACACGAGAUAAACAAUAAUCAACAACAACAACAACAACAACAAACUAAUGGAAAUGGAUUUGCUAUUAGUAGUUUAUCAAUGGAUUUAUCAUUAUCGGAAUUACAAGAAAUGGCAGCACGACAACAACAACAAAUAGAACAUAAUCAACAAUUAUUACUUGCACGUGAACAACGUUUAAAAUAUCUUAAACAACAAGAAUUAAAACAACAACAAACAUCACAUGAUAGUUUACGUCUUAAACGUUUAAAAGAACAUAUUGAACAACAAGAACUUAAACAUUUACGUUUAAAAACUCUUCAAAAUCAAAUAAGUCAACAAAGAAAUUCAAAUUCAACACUUGCAAAUGAAUUAGAAAUAUUAAAACAAAUAUUUUUUGAUAAAGAACAUGAAUUAACAGUAGCAUUAAAUAAAGUUGAUGAAUUAACAAAACAACUUGAUCAAUUAAGAAAAAUAAAAAUAACAACAAAUAAAGAACAAUCACAAAAUAAAAAUGAAUUAGAUAAAUUAAAACAAGAAUUAAUGAUUCGAAAUAAAUUAAAUGAACAACAAAGUCGAAAAAUAGCUUAUCAACGUGAAGUUUAUGCAUCAAAACAAGCUGAAUUAAAUCAAUUAGAUCGUCGUAUAGAAGAACUUCAACAACGUUUAAAAAAAAAACGUACAUUAACAUCAAAUCGUACAACAAUAUCAACACCAUCAACAACAACAACAACAACAACCACAACAGCAGUUGUUGAACCUUUUACAUCAACAACUGGUUAUCGUACUGCUUUUGAUACUGUACAAGAUACUUUAAAUAAUGUUAAAAUUGCUGAAAUUGAAAAACGUAUGGUACAAUUAGCAAAUUCAUUUAAUGCUACAUCAUCAUCAUCAUCACCAACAAAUAUUAAUGAACAAAUUAAUAAUACAAAUAGUCCAAAAAAGACUAAUGGUAUUUCAUCAUCAAAUCAACAAUCUAAAAUCGCAUUUGCAUCAAAAAGUGAAAUAGCAGCAACAUAUAUGGCUCGUACAUCAAAUCAAUCAAUAUCUCCAUCAUUAUUAAAUAAAAAAGCUACAGAUAUAAUUGAUAGUACAACUAAAAAUGAACAACAAUUAUUACCACCUAAUCUUCGUUUAAAUGAUGAUAUACUUUCUGUACAUUUUAAUAAUGUAACAUCAACAAUAAAAAAACGUCAUUCAUUAUCAGAUCCAGCUGAUUCAUUAAUUAAAUAUCUUUCAUCAAAUGUUACAUCAAAUAAUAAUAAUAAUAUACAAUCUCAAGCAAUUCAAGUUCGUGAUGAUUCAUCAAAUCAAUUAUUAACUGAUACUAAAAUUUCACCUGUACCAACAGUUGUUGCUUAUGAAAAUCUUAUUGAUAUACAAACAAAUCUUAAUAAUAAAAUUGAUGAAGAACAACAAAUUCAACGUGAAGAACAACAAAUAAUGAUUGAAUCAAUUGUUUCUGAUAGUGAAUCUGAAGGUGAACAUUCAGAUGAUUUUGAACCAGCUAUAUCAACACCAACAACAAUAACAACAUUUACUAUGAAUCUUAAAUCUUUAUUAAAAACUUCAACAACACCAAAAAAUUUAACAAGACGUGUUAUGUUUGAUCCAUUAGCACUUCUUCUUGAUGCUGCUGUUGUUGGAGAACUUGAUCUUGUUAUGAAAGCAGCAAAAGAGGUUGAAAAUCCAAGUCAACCAAAUGAUGAAGGUUUAACAGCAUUACAUAAUGCUGUAUGUGCAUCAAAUUUUGAAUGUGUAAAAUUUUUAGUUGAAUUUGGUUGUGAUAUUAAUUUUGCUGAUAAUGAUGGAUGGACACCAUUACAUUGUGCUGCAUCAUGUAAUAAUACACCAAUGGUUCAAUUUUUAGUUGAACAUGGAGCUUGUAUUUAUGCAACAACUAUUCGAGAUAAUGAAACAGCUGCUGAAAAAUGUGAAGAAGAAGAAGAAAAUUAUGCUACUUGUUCACAAUAUCUUUUAUAUGUACAAAAUGAUUUGGGUGUAAUAAAUAAUGGUAUCGUUUAUGGUUUAUAUGAUUUUGAACCCAGUAAUACAUCAAAUGACUCCAAUAAUAAUGAACUUGCAUUCAAAGAUGGUGAUCAAUUAAGAAUAUUAAGACGUGGUGAUGAAAAUGAAAAUGAAUGGUGGUGGUCUAAACAUGAAACUACACAACAAGAAGGAUAUGUACCACGAAAUUAUCUUGGACUUUAUCCAAGAGUACGACCAGGCUCAAUGGCUUCAACUAGUUAAAUUAUAAAAAAGAAAAAAGUAACAAUGAGAAAAGAAAUAACAAUAAAACAAGAUGAUUUUUGGCGUUUAAUCAAUCGAGAAUCGUUUCUUUUACGAUGCUUUGAUGCUUAUCUACAAUAUCGUAUAUCUGCAACAAAUAACGAAUACAUUUAUGUACAAGUUAACUGUAUUGAUAAAACUAUCGGUGAACAUGCUGAACAAUAUAUUUUAUCUUAUCUUGAACCAAAACAUACAAAAUCAAUACCCUAUCCAUUAGAAUAUAAACAAAUAUUAUGUGAUGAUGAGUUAUUGAAUCGUUUAAUGAAAGAAUAUUUAGUUCAUAUUGAAAUUGAAGAUAAAACUGAUACAUCAAUGCUUACAUUUCAUUCAACUACAUUAACUGUUUUAUUUUUGGCAAUAGAUGAUUUUCGAAAAGCUAUAUCAAAUGUUCUCGCAUCAGAUAAAUCUAUAAUAAUGGAUACACAAUCAGUAUUGGAAUCUUUGUCAAAUAAUUUUGAAAGUCAAUUAACAACAGUUGAUCAACAAGAUCAAUUUGAUGAACAAGAAAAAGCUUUAAUACCAAUGAAAAAUAGAAUAAUAAAAAACGAUAAUAAUGAUCAUGAACAACAACAAGACGAAAGUCUUCUUUUUUCUUCUGUUCGACAAGAACCAAAAUUGAAAAUUCCUUUUCCCGGUGCUGAGCCAGGAGCUCGUGAAACUGCUUUAAAUGAAUUUAUUGUUAAACCAAAAAAACAAAAUAUACAUUCUCGUCAUCAUAAUCAUCGUCAACAAAUGUCGGAUAUUAAUGAUAAUGAUCUUGUACGUGAAAUGCGUCAAAAAUUAAAAGGACGAACUUUACGUGAUGUUAUUAUUGAUGGAGCAAAUAUUGGAAGAACAUAUGGAGAUUCUGAAUUUUCUGCACGUGGUAUUAAAUUAGCUGUUGAUUUAUUUCAAUCAUAUGGUUAUCCUGAUUCAAAAAUUGUUGUUAUUUUACCAGCACAUUAUUUAUCAAAAGAUAAAGAACAUGUUUUUCCUGAUUUGAUUCGUCGAAAAAUAGUUCAUAAAGCAUUUCAACAAAAAAUUGAUGAUAAAAAUAAACGAUUUUAUGAUGAUAGAUUAAUUGUUGAUGUGGCUGUAGUACGUAAUGGUAUUAUUCUAUCGAAUGAUUUCUAUCGUGAUUUAUUUCAAGAUUCAGGUGAUGCUGUACGAAAAGCUAUACGAGAAAGAUUAUUAUGUUAUCGAUUUAUUGGAGAUAAUUUAUGUUUACCUAAUCCAGUAUCUGAAGGAGGAUUACCACUUGAUCGAUUUCUAUCUAUGUGA
Rotaria sp. Silwood1 is the source of this 3891-nucleotide messenger RNA. Lineage: Eukaryota; Metazoa; Rotifera; Eurotatoria; Philodinida; Philodinidae. The record is from the annotation of a GenBank genome assembly.